Messenger RNA from Chlamydomonas reinhardtii, 2854 nucleotides. RefSeq lists its product as uncharacterized. The transcript has 9 exons. NCBI's taxonomy places the organism in Eukaryota, Viridiplantae, Chlorophyta, Chlorophyceae, Chlamydomonadales, Chlamydomonadaceae. The coding region runs from base 6 to 2420 and encodes 804 amino acids. The record is from RefSeq and is a predicted model, not a curated record.
CAGACAUGCUGGUACUGCUGAACCCCACGCUCCGAGCGGCUGCGCCGGGCCUGCUGUUGGCAAAGGUUGCUGCCUCGCGCAGCGUCGGCCACGGCGCUGUCCCCUGCGGCGGUGCACUGCCGCGCCCACUGCUGCCGCUGCAGCUUGAGGGUGCAGCGCCAUGCAGAGAGGCAGCUGCGCAGAACGCGGCCGCGGGGGGUGCGGUGCCGCUGGCCGCGACCUGCCGAGUCGCAGAUGCGCGGCGGGCUGCGAGCGCCAGCAGUCGCGGCAGCCGCGACGCGGGCCGCACAGCAGCAGCGCUGGGGGCGGCUGCUGCUGCCAAUGCAGCUGCUGCUGCUGUUGCUGGAUCUGUUGCAGAGCUGUUCUUAAGGAUUAACGGCGGUGGCCUCAGCGCCACUGCCGCCAGUGGUGCAGGUGGUCAUUCACUGGCCGCCCAGCACCCCUGGCCCUCCCUCAGUAGCUGGCGCACAAACGGCGGCUUCCCCCAGCCGCCGCUACUUGACACGCGCUCCAGCUGCAGCCUGCUGGAUGCUUGCGGAGAUAUCCAGGACUCGCCGCGGCAGCCCGGCAGCGCCAGCAGCACUGCUAGGCGCGCCUACCGCCACGCCACGGCUGCUGGGCACCUGACCAGCAGCCACAGCCGUGGCUACGGCGGCAGUGCCAGCACCGGUAGCGGCAGUAGCACUGCCGACACCAGCCCUGACGGCCGCCAGCAGCAGCACGGCCGUCUGACCCAUGAUGACCAACACUACCACCAGCGCCAACAGGAACUACUGCCGGGUGGCGGCAGUAGCAAUGGCGGCAGUAGCAGUGGCGGCAGUAGCAGCGGCAUCGGGGGCGGCGGGCUGCACGCCGGCGGCACGGGGCUGUUGCGCAGCCACGGCCCCAGCCCGGGGCUCCCGGUGCAGCCCGCUGUGGGCUCGCCGCCGCCGCCGCUGCAGCGGCCGGACCGCCUCGCGCACGAGACCGUGACGUCGGCGGCGGUGGCGGGACCCGGAGGGCGCCACGAGGCGGAUGCAUACGAGGGGGACCCACGGGAGGUCGUGCUGCGUGUGCUGCGCUCGGCCACCGCCGGCGCCUGCUGCAGCCCCGGCGCCGGCGCGGACCUUUGGUGCUCCGACGAGGACGAGGCGGAGGCGGCGGAGCUGUUGGGCUGCAGCACCACAACCGUGGUGGCGGCGGCGGCGUCAGGUGCAGCGGGUGCCGGCGCCGGGCUGGAUGUGGAGGCGGACGGCAUUGCCACGGAGCGUGCGGUGGACAGCUGCCUGGCCGCCUCCGCCGCCACACAGCGCCAGCUGAUGCGCCUGCCCGGACGCGAGCUGGCGGCGGCGGCGCUGGCGGUGCUGCCGCGCCUGCCGCCGUGGCGUGUGGCGGCGCUGGCAGUGGCUCUGGCCCGGAUGCAGCUGCUGGGGGCGGAGGGCUUCAAGUCAGGGCUGGUGGAGCAUGUGGUGGGCAGGCUGUACCAGUUCAGCCCGCAGCAGCUGGCUGACGUGGCCUGGGCUCUGGCCACAGCACGGCAGUACGACGUGUCGUUCCUGGAGGCACUGGCGGGCCGCCUGACCGCCACCGCCGCGCAGUGGGACGCGCGCAGUCUGGCGCAGGUGCUGUGGGCGUUCGGCCGCUUCAGCUUCGUACUCGGUGGGUCCACGGGGGCCGGCGGCGGCGGCGGCGGGGCUGGUGGCGCUCAGUCUGACUGGGCUCAGUCGCCGCCGCCGCCGGUGGGCGCAGAAGCGGUGGCUGCCAUGGUGGAGAAGCUGCAGGGCGAGCUGGACGGCGGCAGUGUGGCGGAGGUGGUGUACGCGGCGGGCGUCAUGUGCGGCAGUGCGGGCGACUGGCAGGCGGGGCGGCUGCAGCGACUGGUGGGAGACUUCGCGGCGGACAACAUGACGGCGUUUGGGCCUGAGGCUCUGGGCAAGUUGGCGGCGGGGCUCACCGGACUGGGUCUGCGGGACCUGGGCGGCGGGCAGCGGCGGCGGCUGUGUGCCGCGGUGGCGGGGCGGGCGGCGGAGCUGGCGGCGCGGCUGGAGCCCGAGGACCUGUGCAGGGUGGUGGGCCUGCUUGCGGCCAACGACUAUUGCGACGCGGAAGACGGUGGUGGCGGUGCCAGCGGCGGUAGCAGCUGCAGCAGCAACAGCAGCAGCAGCCUGCGAGCUCUGGCGGCGCGUGCGGAGGAGCUGGUGGGCACCACAGCGGCUGCGGCGGCUGCAGCCGUGGCGGGUGGUCGGCACCCGCACAUGCUGCUGCCGGCGUGUGAGCUGCUCGAGCCGGGUCAGGCGGAGGCGCUGGCGGCGGGCUUCCAGGCGCUGGGCGUGCCGCUGCGGGGGCUCCCGCUGGUGUCGUCGCCGCUGGGGCCUUACGCGGGUGGUGGCGGUGGUGGUGGCGGCGGCGGCGUGUCGUGUGGUCCGGCAGCGUUCAGGUAGCUAGGCGGCGAGCUGGCUGGUAGGUGGUGCCAGCACGCGGACGUGCUGAGUAGGAAGAACGCAAACUGAAGGGUGGCAAUGACGUGUCAGUGUUUGAUGAUGGGAGGCAAGAUGGCGACGUAAAUUGUGGGCGGAUCUCGUACAUUAACGCUACAGUGCCCAGUCCGAAUGCCGUGGGGAAUCUGUUGCUGUGGGAGAUAGACCUUGUCGGUCAGUUUGCCCCUGCUACACACUGCACGGACGCUUGAAUGUCAGUUACCAUGUUGCGAUGUUGCUGGGAGGCUGCGACGACGAGUCAGGCAAAGUGACACGGCUGCUGUGUGGCUUCCGCUUGAGCGCUAGCUGACGGAUGCAAGGUAAGAUUGUGGUGAGGCAAGAUUGCGGUAAGCUUCUACUGGCCCCUCUUUAUGAAGGCAUCUGGAGGAAGCUUUAUU